Cydia pomonella (codling moth) is the source of this 6024-nucleotide messenger RNA. RefSeq names its product nuclear transcription factor Y subunit gamma (gene Nf-YC). The record is from RefSeq and is a predicted model, not a curated record. Gene Ontology annotation, biological process: regulation of DNA-templated transcription. NCBI's taxonomy places the organism in Eukaryota, Metazoa, Arthropoda, Insecta, Lepidoptera, Tortricidae. Bases 243 to 1076 code for a protein of 277 amino acids. Gene Ontology annotation, cellular component: CCAAT-binding factor complex; nucleus. The transcript has 8 exons. Gene Ontology annotation, molecular function: protein heterodimerization activity; DNA-binding transcription activator activity, RNA polymerase II-specific; DNA binding.
ACACCAUCAAUACGUCAAGCUUGUGACUGGUCAUCGGUGGACGAAUCGUGGAGGUGGCGCAUUUUCAGUAAUUGGUGAUUGGAGAUCUCCAAAUAUUAGUCUGAUUAUUGGUUACUGUGUCCCAUUAACUUUGGACCGCGGCUAAUAUUUUUCUAAAACACUUUUUAGUAAAUUAAUUUAGUUAUUUGAAUUGCUAAAAUUAAUUUUGACGAGGUCGUCCAUUAUCCGUGUUGUAAUUCAAGAUGUCGGUGUGCUUCUUCGUGCCUGCUGACCAAGCCGGGACCUCAACAGCAGAGGAGUCUCUCGAGCAGGACGGGCCAGCAGAGGACUCUGCUGACACCCAGCAUCAAACCCUGCAGCAGUUCUGGGCCAAGGUCACCGAUGAUAUCAGAAAGGUCACUGCGGAAGACUUCAAAACCCAAGCACUGCCACUGGCCCGCAUAAAGAAGAUCAUGAAGCUAGAUGAAGAAGUUAAAAUGAUUUCUGCCGAGGCUCCAGUUCUCUUCGCCAAGGCGGCAGAAAUCUUCAUUCAUGAGCUCACCAUGCGCGCUUGGAACCAUACUGAAGAUAAUAAGAGGAGGACACUUCAGCGCAACGACAUAGCGAUGGCGAUAUCAAAAUCCGACCAAUUCGACUUCCUAAUCGACAUCGUGCCACGACAUGAAGUCAAACCGAGCAAGCCAAGGGAGGAUCCUCCGAGACAUACUGCUACCGAACAUGUGGUGCAGCAACAGCAAACGUUGCCGACUUCAAACCAGCAGCAAUUCGUCAUACAGCCGUGCGCUCAAGUUGUCCAGCAACAACAGUCACACGGCGCGGCGCCGAGCGUGGUGCCGCAGCCCGUGACGCUGGUGCAGCAGGUCGUGACGCCGCAGGGCGAGGUGCAGCAGCUGCCGCUGCAGCUGACGCAGGCGCAGCUGAACAUGAUCCGGCUGCAGGUGCAGAAUAACCCCACACAACCCAUCAUCAUACAGGCACAGCCGCACAACUCGCAGAUCAUACAGGUAUCGUCGCAGGCGCAGCACCAGCCCCAGCAACAAGUGUUCCUGCAGGUAGCCAGCCAGGAAGACUCCUAGUCAACUUGAGAGGAAGGGGACGGCCGCUUCUCCAUACAAACGAAGUCCCCAUUUCCCUCUCCGAUUAUGGAAAAUAUGGAGCAUUCCACGGGCUGUCUCGUAUUUCGUACGUCGACGCAUUUUAUUUCCUGUGUUGCCAAUUUCUUUCAGUGUUUAAGAGGGAACAAUACCACGAAAUAUAAAAAUAGAAUAGAAUAAUAUAUGCUUCAUCACACUUGCUCGAAAAAUAUCUUAUUUCAUGCAGGUGUGCUGAAGGACAAAGGCCUAUUUUGUUCCCGCGGAAGUUAUGGACUGUGAAAAAAGCUAUAACUCCCUAGGGAGUUAUAGAUUCUUUUUUUUUCUUUUUUUUUAAUUAUGUCACUUAUUCAUACAAACAAACUAGCAUUAAUGAGUUUUACUUUUAAAAUACUGGAGUUUAUAAUUAAAUAUUUUUGUUUAUGUUUAAAAUUAUUUAAUUUGAUUAAUUUAACAGCCGUUUAAAAUAUUUUUACAUAAUUUUCAAUCGUGGCUGAAUGCCGAAUAGGUCUGUGCCUUCGAUGCCUCACCUGCCAAGAAAUUACAAAAUGGCGGACGAAUGUUUGAUAUGUCACCGUAUGUAAGAAUUAUUUCGCUUAAAAUUUAGUUUUUUCUUCGCAAGUGUGAUGAAAAACAUUGUGUGUAACUCCGGGGGUAAGAAUAUUGCAAACUCGGGUCUUUAAUUACCACCCUCGUAUCCAAAAUUUCACUUACCCUCCUCGUUGCACAAUGUACUAUAUUUCUGUAAUUUGGCAUUACAAGACCAGCAGUACAUUGAUCCCCGCACUAGGCUCAGCCUGUCACGUGGGUAUCUCAGAGAAGUAUCCAAAUGGCGCGGUUCUUAUUUUAACAGAAUAUAAAAAGAGAAAACGUUUUUCCACUUCUAAAUAUUUUUAACCGACUUCAAGAUUUCAAAAGGAGGAGGUUAUCAAUUCGGUUGUUUUUUUUUUAAAUUUAGUAUAAUAUUGACACAUCAUAAGACCUGUCGUCAUGUAUGGAUCAGAGUGUUGGGCCCUAAAAGUGACGGAUGAAAAGAAAUUGCAUGUAGCGGAAAUGAGAAUGUUAAGAUGGAUGUGUGGUGUGACAAGAAUGGAUAGGAUAAGGAAUGAGUAUAUAAGAGGAAGCCUGAAAGUUGCACCCAUAAUAGAUAAAGUAAGAGCGAAUCGCCUAGCGUGGUAUGGGCAUGUGAUGCGGAGGGAUGAAAGUCAUGUGACGAGAACGGUAUUACGAAUGAAUGUGGAGGGGUGGAACGGCAGAGGAAAACCUAGGAAACGGUGGAUGGAUUGUGUGAGAGAUGACACGAAACGAACGCGAGUGAACGAUGAGAUGACGGGUGACAGAAAGAUAUGGAAGGAAAAGACAUGCUGCGCCGACCCCAAAUGAAUGGGAUAAGGGCAAGCGAAUGAUGAUGACACAAUGAAAAACUAGGUUUAUAGGCUUUCCUUUUUUUUGAAAAUUAUCAAAACAAAAAAUAAUAAUUUUAAAGCGCAACCUAUAAACCUAGAAUAUAUUAUGCUGAAGCGAUCGACAUCCAAAUCAAAGUGAUUUGUUAAGAUUUAGUAAAAAACGAUUUCUCCCGAAAUGGAAUUUCAUAGAAAAGGUACCGUUAUUUCGCUAGGAUUCCAAAGCUAUUCUUCCCUCUUAUAGUAGGCGAUUAUUUUUCUGUGCAUAUUUUUGACCAUUGGUCACAGAAAAGACUCACAUCUGGAGUUGCAGGCGUACAUAGGCUACGGAGACUGCUUACCAUCAGGCGGGCCGUAUGCUUGUUUGCCAUCAACGUAGUAUAAAAAAAAGGAGACUAUUGUACAGUCGGCGUCAAAUACUUUGUAGCAACCAAAGUAGUCAAAUAGUUCGGUACACCAUAUAUUUACUAUGGUGUACCGAACUAUUUGACCACUUUGACUGCUACAAAGUGUUUGACGCUGACUGUACCUACCUGUAUAUCUUCAGAAAAUUCGCAUUUGUACGGGGCAGCGGUAGACAAUUGCAUGGAAUGCUCCUUUUGCAUAAUUUAAUAUAUAUAAAAUCCAUAGCUAUGCCUCCACGUUUGAUUUUAUAAGACUUUUAGAAUAAUUUGGGAAAAAUUAGGUGCGAGAAACAGCUUUCAUACAAAUUUUAUUUAAAUACUCGUUCGUUUUUUUUAUCAAUAGAAAAAAGGUAAACAAUCUUGACAUGUAUUCUUAUUGAAAAACGCUUUUUAGGGUUCCGUAGUCAACUAGGAACCCUUAUAGUUUCGCCAUGUCCGUCUGUCUGUCUGUCUGUCCGACGCUUUGCUCCGUGGUCGUUAGUGCUAGAAAGCUGAAAUUUGGCAUGGAUAUAUAAUCAAUAAAGUCGACAAAGUCGUACAAUAAAAUCUAAAAAUUUGUUUACAGUACAUAUGGGGCUACUUUAUAGCACUAGUGCGAGAAGUAGCAUAUUACGUUACUGUGUCGAACAUUUAAAGGGCCAUAUGUACUGUAAAACGUUGUACGAUACAUGUGCGAAUAGGUAAUUCGCAACUCGUGUCGAUUUAAAACACUCCCUUCGGUCGUGUUUUAAUUUAUCGCCACUCGUUUCGAAUUUCCUAUUUUUCGCACUUGUAUCGUAAUGUACUAUUUUAGGGUACCUCCCGUACACGUAAAUUGAGGGCGAAAUUUUUUUUUGCUUCAACCCUAGUGUGGGGUAUCUUUGGAAAGGUCUUCCAAAACUGAUAGGGGUAGGGAUAAUGUUUUUCGAGUGUAUGUAUGUAUGUCUGUUUCUUUGUGGCCUCCUGUAGCCUAAACGGCUUGAUGGAUUUUGAUGUAUGAGGUAUCCUUAGAUUCGUCUUGAUCACGGGAGUGUCAUAGGAAUCAAAAUGACUAUAAGCAACCCUCUGUUGGUCCCCGCCUGCGAUACUUUCCAUCACCAACAAUAUUUUUGUGGGGCUUGUUUUCCUCUUUUUUAGUGUGCAGUCAGGUUUUUUGUUAUUUUUUUUUAUAUUUUUUUUUCAUAAGAUUAUCAAUUUUGUCAAAGCGGACCCCAGGCUCCCUUGAGCCGUGGCAAUAUGUCGGGACAACACUAGGAAGAAAGAAAGAAAGAAAGAAAAGAAAGUUUUCAAUAAAAAGACACGUCCAAAUCGCAUACCUUUUUCUUAAUGCUAAAAAAACGAACUAUAACUCUUAUAAUAAUUAAAAAACCAAACAUAGGGGCAUAACUGUGGUUGACAUACAACAAAUUGUGUCAAAUAUUUUCAAUAAUGUUAACAUCCACAGAAGAAAAUGGCGUAAGUUUGUAUGAAAAACUAAUUUCGCGCGGGUCCUCCAGUUUCGUCUUAAUUAUUCAAAACGGGCUUAACGUUUAUCUGAGGCGGAUGGUAAGAAAUUAUGGUCAUCGAUGGACUGAUUACAGUUUUAAUCAUGUGGCAGUAAAUUUACUGUGGCUACAAAAUUUUAUUUGACAAUACGCCUCUAUUUCAAAUUCUCUUUGUUAAAGGCUUGGCAUGAAGCUGAUUUGUACUAUAGUAAGUAAAAAUUUGUUUCAGUUAGUGUUGGUUAAGAAUCGAGUCUUUUUCAUUAAGACUCUGUUCUUAAGUACCGUCAGCCGUAAAAGUGCAUGGCGACUUUAUGAAUGAAUUCAUUCAUAAUUUCUCCAUGCAAUUUUGCAGCUCCACACCAUACAAUAACGCUGAAUUUCUUUACUCCUAUAAUUUUGGUAAAACCUUCAAAAUUGUCGACAGUCUUUAUUCGGAGGCUCGUGUCCUUCUUGAGUUGCGCUUAAAAAUACUCGGGACUUAAGACACGAAAGUUUUUUAGCGCAAUCUCGUAAAAAUGUGUCGAGUUCUUCAAAUUUAGACUCGAGAGACUAGAGUUCCUACCGACACUAGUAGCCUCACCACGAGUUUGAGACUGACGUAUUCGCUAUCGUCUGCGUGACUUACCUACUUUCUACUUUUUAUUUCCGUUAAUUUCAAGGGUGGAUUCCUGAGCUUAAAUUAAGUAACUUUCUUAAAGAGACCGGUAUUCUAAUCAACUCCAUUUAGGAGAUAAUCAAUAAUUUAUUUUUAUCUGAUAAGAGCGCUACGAGCGUCUACACUUGCCGUAGGGCCUGUUUACAUAUUGAGUAGUGUUUAGUACGAAUUAAUACAUUUGCUACUAAAGCCCGACCUGAAAUAUAUGAUCAUUGAAUCUCAUGUAUAGGGGACAGAUCGGUUUAGUAUGAAACAUUUAGUUCCAGCUAAAUUCCGCAAUAUGGCGCGUGAUCAUAUAUUACUGUUCAUGCUUUAAACGUAAGUACUAUCUCGGACGAUCGAUUUUCGAAAUGACAUUGAUAUGUCACAGUUUUCAGUUAUUUGGUUGAGUUAAAUGUAAUGCCCGUAUUACAACAACGCUAUAUGCAACAUUUAAUUACUUAUUAUUAAAAAAAGAACUUUUUUUAUUUAAGUAAAUUAACUAUUCCAUUUAGUUUCCUCAAACGCACUUACCCAUACCCCGAAGUUAACGGAAUUAUAUAAAAACACGGGCGGCUACCGGGAAAAUCGAAAUUCGUCAAUUGCGGGCAUUUUUCUCUGUCACUCUAAUUAAGUCUUAGUGAGAGUAAAAGAGAAAGAUCCCCGCAAUUUGCGAAUUUCAGUUUUCGCGGUAGGCCCCCUGGUGUCAAACAAAGUCAUUCGCACUAAUAUGACAGUACGAACGAGAUGCAUAGAAAGUAAGUUACGCACACGUUAGCGAAUAUGUUAGUGUCAAACUCGUGGUAAGGCUAUCCACUAAAAUACUACCUAAGAAUAUAACCGAAACUUUACUAACCGCCUGAGAUAAGAACGUGUGCAACUAUUAAAACUCGACGCAGACGGUUCGAGAAGCGAUGCGAUUUGUGCGAGUAGCGCCAUUGACUGAUGACAGAAGCUAUUGCACGUGAAAAUGUACAAUUAUGUGAUUUUUGUAAAUAAUUUAUUUUUUAAUAUAUUAAGUUUAAAGUU